Molecule: messenger RNA, 318 nt
Organism: Hydra vulgaris (swiftwater hydra)
Lineage: Eukaryota; Metazoa; Cnidaria; Hydrozoa; Anthoathecata; Hydridae
Product: general transcription factor II-I repeat domain-containing protein 2-like
Molecular function (GO): protein dimerization activity
Source: RefSeq, a predicted model, not a curated record
AUGGAAUUAAUAGAACUACAAAACAAUAAAGAUUUGAAAGAUGCUUACAAAGAUGUUGAAUUGUUAGAACUUUAUAAAAAAUACAUGAACAUUGAAGUUUAUCCACAUUUGUGCAAACACGCUAUGAAAUACUUUUCCCUUUUUGGAAGCACAUACAUCUGUGAACAAUUUUUUUCAAGAAUGAAACAUGUUAAAUCAGAGCAGAGACAUAGGUUGAAAGAUGAACACCUCACUGAUACACUUCGGAUUUCAUCGUCCACUAUAAAAGCUGACAUUGAUCAAUUGUGUAAAAAUAAACAAUGCCAAGUUUCCCAUUAA